Molecule: messenger RNA, 1599 nt
Organism: Brassicogethes aeneus
Lineage: Eukaryota; Metazoa; Arthropoda; Insecta; Coleoptera; Nitidulidae
Source: the annotation of a GenBank genome assembly
GGCCGUUUUAAACACCCAUCAAUCUAACUUGACGUUUCUUAUGUUUUUGUGUUUAUUCUAAAAUUUUUGUUUUUUAAAGAUACAGAAAUGAGAAGUGCCAUUGCAGAUGACUCCCUAUUUAUUUAUCUAACUAAUGUAGCCAAACAGAACAAAUUUAAUGUAGGAUUAAUCUUGGGCCAGCAUUGUUUGGGCAAAGAUUUUAUUAUACAUUUCGCUAAAACACCCCCUAUAUUAAACCCUGAAGCCGAAGUAGCCCCAAAACUAUUAAAAAGUCUUGCAGAUGUAAAUGAAAGCUGGAUGAGUGACCAUGCAAGACAUGCAACAAGAAUGUUACCAGGAGGCAUGUGUGUAUUAGGAAUAUUUGUUGUUUCAAAGGAUGACAUUUUAAAUCCUUUGCAUGCUAAAAUAAAAACUAUAUUAUUGCAAAUACAUAAACAAUUGGAUUCAAAUAAGUUUUUGUUUGGUAAUUGGUCUACUGAAAAAUUAGUUUUGCAUUAUAAUACUACCUCACAGAAAUAUAUGUGUAAGAGUUAUGAUGUUAAUACAGCUAAUUUCUCCAAUGCAGAAUUUAAAUUUUUGCCAAAAGUUUUAAAAUGGGUUCAAUUUGAAUGCAAAUAUGAAAUGAACCAAAGUUAUAGUAUUUCACAGAACGAAUUAGAUUGGCCUAUAAAAGACCACAUGAAAUUAAUACUUGAUAAAGUGGAAAAAUCUUUAAAGCAUUCCUUCUUUUUAUUUGAUGGUGAAAAUAAAGAUGAAGAUGAAACAGUCGAGGAUAUUGGAAAGAAAGUAAAACUUCCUAGGACUAAAAAAUUAAGUCAUGAAGUUCUUGAGACAGACUCACAGCCUGUUUUGGUCUCUAUUUUUGAAAAUUGUAAUCAUGUUGAUACAAAGAGUACCUCAUCAUUAGAAGUGACUGAAUCAGGAGGUCAAAUACAAGUUGUUGGUCAUGUAGCUUCAAAAUUAUGGUUGAAUCCCAAAGUGUCUAUAGCCUGUGCCAAACAGUGUGUGAUGCAUGAUAUUAUUAGAAGUUUAACAGCUAGAUUAGAAAUGCAUUGGGACUCAUUGACUGAAGAGGAGCAUUCCGAAAAUCUUAAUAGUGUUCAUGAGCCACCAAGAAGGGUUUUAGUGUCCUUACCAACAAACAGCAUAAUGCUCUCUGAUUACCUCUUCCCAGGAGAAGGUCCUGAAGAUGCCCAGACUUCUUUGGAGGAAAUGCUGGACAUAAAAAUAACAGAUAAAAAUACUAUUUUUGAUGUAGAGGGACAAGCUGAAACAACUGAUUAUUACACUGAUAAUUUGGAAACAGACAGUGAAGAGACAUUGCCUAGUGUACAAGACACAAAUAGAUUUAUGUAUUUAGCAGGGCUAGGGCUUGCAUUGGUUGUUUUAAUAUUGUCAUUGUUGAUACAUUUCAUUAGAACAUAUUACUAAGAGUUAACAUGUAUAUAUUUAAUAUACCAUUUUUUAUUUAAUUAAUGUUUGUUUUAUAUAAAGGUUGUACGUAAAUUUUAAAUUUCUUUAAUAAACUGUUGAAUUAAAAUAAUACAAAUUUAUUUUAAGUAUUAGUUUUGAAAAAUAAAACUACUAAAUAACAAUUAA